GUAUUGCGUCCGUUACAGUACGUCUUAAUGGUAAAAACUCAUCAUUUGAGGGUCGUGUUGAAGUGCAGUAUCGUGGAGUAUGGGGUACUAUCUGCGGAGGAUCUUGGUCUAUAGACAACGCUCACGUGGUAUGUAGCAUGCUUGGUUUUGCAAGGGCAAAUAUAACCAAGAAUUUUGGACCAGGAGUUGGACAGAUUUGGCUUGGUGGUCUAUCGUGUGAGGCCGCUUCGAAAGCCAAUACCCCUGACUGCUCCUAUGCAGGCAUGGCUCUGUUCUUAAGCACUCCUAAUAUAGACGUACGAAUGGCUAAUAGCAGUCUUCCACAUGCCGCUCAAAUAGAAAUACGUUAUUAUGGAAUAUGGAAACCGUUAUGUGAUAAUUACUGGUCUUUACAAGAUGCUCAUGUCGUGUGUAGAAUGUUUAAUUACACCGAUGGUGCUGCUUUUGCUGUUCGAGGAUACCAGGGUACGACUAGUGGUGAUGCAUGGAAAACACAGAUUAGCUGCAGUGGAACCGAGACGUCUAUUGACAAGUGUAAAAUUCGACACUGGGGUGAAAGUGAUUGUUCAAGUGACUACAGAGCUGGCGUUGUCUGCCUUAUCAAAGGGCAAGUUUCUGAGGUAGCUAUUCGCCUCGCUAAUGGAAGCACCCCAAACCAAGGCCGAGUAGAGGUUCGAUAUUACGGAGUCUGGGGCACAGUAUGCGAUGAUUACUGGGGAAUAAGUAAUGCUCAUGUGGUCUGUCACAUGCUGAAUUACAGCAAAGCUUUGACAACAGGCACAGCAAGUAAACCAUGGAGUGGUCCUAUAUUACUGGACGAUGUCUUAUGUAGUGGGUUUGAAGAUUCAAUUGAGAGCUGCCGGAAACAAAGUGUGGGUAAACACAAUUGUUACCAUGGUGAAGAUGUUGUAGUGGCAUGCGAAUACGGACCAAGAGCUUAUCCAGAUAUCAAUGUUCGAUUGGUUAACAGCAGUUUUGCCCAUGCUGGUCAGAUAGAAAUGCGUUAUUAUGGCGUAUGGAAACCUGUUUGUGAUGGGUAUUGGACUAAAAGAGAAGCUAAUGUUGCAUGUAGAAUGCUGGGAUACAGUCAAGGCCAAGAUCCAAACGUAGCUGUUCGUCUGGUGGAUGGAAAYGCACCAAAUCAAGGCCGAGUAGAGGUUCGAUAUUAUGGAUUCUGGGGCACAGUUUGCGAUGAUUUCUGGGGCAURAGUAAUGCCCACGUGGUCUGUCGUAUGUUGAACUACAGCAAAGCAUUAUGGACAGGAGGUGCUAAAGUCAAAGGGAGUGGUCCUAUUUUACUGGACAACGUCUAUUGUAGUGGAUAUGAAAAUUCUCUUAAGAGCUGCUGGAAUGUAGGUUGGGGUGAACACAACUGUGGUCAUUAUGAAGAUGUCGGUGUUACUUGUGCAAACGAGACAAAAG
Molecule: messenger RNA, 1422 nt
Organism: Actinia tenebrosa (Australian red waratah sea anemone)
Lineage: Eukaryota; Metazoa; Cnidaria; Anthozoa; Actiniaria; Actiniidae
Product: scavenger receptor cysteine-rich type 1 protein M130
Cellular component (GO): membrane
Source: RefSeq, a predicted model, not a curated record